CGUUAGCUUUGCCCAAAUUUCUCUCCCUCCCGCAGUCUCCCCUUUCAAACCCUAAAUUCCACAUUGUCUGGUUCCGACUAUGACUAGGCCCAUUGUCUCCGUUUUCUCAGCGAUUCAGGUCACACUUUGAUUUUCUCUUUGUUUUUGUUUAUGUGAUUUUCUUCAAUUACACUAGUGUCUUAAUUGAUCCAUUUCUGCUUGCUUUACUGUAUCAAAUUCAAAAUGCUAAAAUUUUUUGACUAAUUUGUUGUUAUGAGUUUUCGAGUUAUAGAUUGUUGAAUUACAAACUCAUAGCUAAAACUGUUUUUGUUUUGUUACAAAUUUUUCACAACUGAUAUUCAUAUAAUAUCCCUAGUGAAUCAAUCAAAUUCAGUAGUGGACUUUUGAUCUGAUGGCCACCGAAUCAAACUCAAAAAGAUAUGCAGAAGAGGUUGAUCGGAUUAGCAAUCUACCAGAAUGUCUUCUCUACGACAUUCUUUCACUCCUCCGAACCAAACAAGCUGUUGCCACAUCAGCAUUGUCGAAAAGGUGGAAGCUGCUGUGGACUAAGCUCACCGUUCUUGAUUUCCAGCACUCCGUAACUCGGAACCAAGACAUUGGUAAUAACAAUGGCCGCAUGACCUUUACCCAUUUCGUAUGCAAUGUUUUGCUUCUCCACAAGCCGCUUCCCGUGAAGAAAUUCCGGCUGGCGCUCGAUUCUUUUGACGAUUCAAUCCAUUUCCACGUCUCUUCGUGGAUUUGCUAUGCGGUGGAUCACGGGGUUGAAGAACUGGAACUCUUGCUCCUUUUUAGAAAACCAUUUGAGUUGCCUCGUUGCUUUUUUGGUUGCAAAUCACUGAAGAUUGUGACACUAUAUGGCGAUAUUGUUCUCAAUUGUCCUUCAUUUGUACACCUUCCGAAUCUCAAGGAUCUUCGUCUUGGCAGUCAAUUAUGCUCGAAUGAGGACUCGUUUCGUAGCGGCUUGAUUGGUAUCCCAAACCUCAUAACAUUUUUCAUUGGUAGAGUACGACAAGAUGAUGUAACGACUAUUAAUAUCUGUCACCCUAGAUUACUCUUUUUUUGCAUCCAGAAUAAAGUACCAUUUCCUUUUAAAAUUGAGAUUGACGCGCCUAGUCUUAAGUGUCUUUCUUUCUUUGAUGGAUCUGGCCAAGAUAGUUUAACGACCAACAUUGUUAAGGCGACUUUUAAUUUAUCUGAACACAAGCAACAGGCUGAUGAACAUGACAGUUGUGGUCACCUUCUUACAGAGCUCCCUAGCGUUCAAAGUUUGUUAGUACGUCAUACCAAGGUGCGGUCUCUUAGAUUUGUUUUUUCUCUUCCCAUGCUUAAUAUUUUGAGGUCACUGCAAUUUGAUGCAAAAUGCUGCAAAUGGCAUAUACUACCAAGGUUGCUUGAAAGUGCUCCUAAUCUUGAGAAACUUAUUCUUCAUAAGGUGGAUACUGAUGGACCACAUGAGUUGUGCUGUUGGACAGACCCACCGCAUGUUCCCAAAUGUCUAGAAUCAUGCCUUCGGAUAAUUUCUUUAGUAAAAUUUAAAUGCUGGGAACAUGACUUGGAAUUCGUACAAUUUUUUCUGAAGAAUGCAAAAGUCUUGGAAAAAAUGGGAAUUUUUACUGGUUUAUUGGAUUUGGCAGAAAAUACUCGAAUUCUCAAGAAUUUUUCAGAGUUACCAAGGGGUUCUUCUAAGUGUGAACUUUUUCUUCUCAACGGUAUCUUCUCUCUCAAUUGGGCCUUGUUUAUAACUUUAUAUGAUCAAACAGAUCACUGAAAUCAGUCAUCAAAUUAAUCCGGUCCUAGCUCUUUUUAAACAUACUAACAUAGCAUUUUAAAACCCAUUGGCCAUUAGAUUAAUUAACUAUAAUUAAACUAAGAAAAUAUCUAAUUAAACUAAAACUAAUUAGACUAUACAAAUAAAAGUUGGAAAACCCUACCCUACAUGCCCCAUACUUUUCACUCUCACACUUUCCCCUCUCACAUUCAGACAACCAUAGCCUCCACUCCACACUCCCUCUCAUGCCAAUCUGCCUCCGCCACCGCCACUCGCCACUCGCCACCCUCUCUUCUUGUUGUGACUGUGGCUGUGCGACGAAAAUGGCAUCAGCAGCAAGGUCUCCACCAUCGCCACCACUCUAAGACAACGUCAGUGCCGAGCACCACCUCCGGGAAGCCGAGGACCAUCUCCACGAAGCCAUAGAGGAGCUCCAAAUCUGCUUGAUCAUCGGCUUCUCAUCUCAAGAGUUAAGACUCAGGGUGAGUCUCUUUUGAAAAUCUUGAUACCCUCUCUCUGUUUUGUGUUUUGGGUUUUGUUUAAUACUAAAUCUAAAUCAAUAUAGUUAGGGCUUUGAAAAUAGUGAAUCAAAGAUCAAGAUGUUUAUUUUUUCAAGUUUAUAUGCAAAUAAAGUUAGGGAUUUGAAAAAAUGAUAACCCAUGUGCUUGGCUGAAUCUCUGUUUUGUAGUAACAACAUACUAAAUAUUGCAUUUUAAAAAAAAAAAAAAAUUGGAAAAAAAAAAAACCAAAGGCCCAACUGGCCCAAACUCAAGGCACAAAAACCGAACACCGACUAAAAAACCGACCGAAACCAAAACAAACUGAAACAGAUUGAGUUCCAGCUGUUUCGAUCGGUUUUGGUUGAGAACUUUGCAAACCGAAAAUUUCGGUUUCGAUUGGCCAGAUUAAAAAAAAAAAAAAAAAAAACCAACC
This is a messenger RNA of Quercus lobata, 2701 nucleotides long. RefSeq names its product F-box/LRR-repeat protein At3g26922-like. The record is from RefSeq and is a predicted model, not a curated record. Lineage: Eukaryota; Viridiplantae; Streptophyta; Magnoliopsida; Fagales; Fagaceae. Gene Ontology annotation, molecular function: protein binding. Bases 392 to 1768 code for a protein of 458 amino acids. The transcript is spliced from 3 exons.